CAUAUAUGUUUCUUUGAAAUAUUUCAGAAAUUCCGGCGUAUGUAUGAAGACCAAUCUAGUCGUGGUACUCCCAGUGAGAAAGCCCAGUUUGAAUAUGCCAUCUGUCUUGCUCGAAGUAAACCUGAUGUAGAUAUAAAGCAUGGCAUAGCUCUUCUAGAAGAUUUGUUUCAACGAACACAUGACACAGGGACCAAACGAGAUUGUCUGUAUUACCUGGCACUGGCAAAUACUAGAUUAAAGAAUUAUGAAGAUGCGUUAAAGUUUACAAAUUUAUUUUUGAAGAUUGAACCCCAGAAUCACCAAGUGAAAGACAUUCAAAAAUAUGUGAAAACUAAAAUGAGAAAUGAAGGUUUAACGGGUAUGGCAAUAAUUGGAGGAGCUGCUCUGGCGGUCGGAGGACUGAUCGGACUGGCAGUACAUGCGGCAAAGAAAUGAUCAUAUUUAUAUUAGACAUUUUACCUUUAAAGUCAAGUACUGUUUAUAAUAUAAUUAUCAUCUUAUAAGAAAAAUUUGACCCUUUAUCCAUAUCGGCAUUUAAAAUUGAGAAUCAUUCAUCUUAAUGCUAUUGAAAAUUAUUUAUUCAAAAGACAUUUUAAAAUCUCUAGUGAUAGUGGUCAGUUUGGUUCAAAGGGAAUUAAUCAUGAAAUUUUUAUUUACCAAAUCUGUCUUGACUAUAAUGUUUGUUGAAAGUUACUCAUAAAAGGGACAUAAUUAGGUGUGUGUUGUUUGAUUGUUUAUAGUCUUGAAUAUAUAAUAUGUGCAGCAUAAUUGGAAAAAAGGCGUUUUGAACCUAUAAAAUCAGACUUUCACAAAGUUACUGUGAACUUGUGUUUACAUAUGUGUAAUGACUGACUAAUGUGCUAAUGAAAUAUUAAAUAUUUUGAUUAUCUUUUUAACCCUUACCCUGCUUAAUUUCAGUUAUGAACUUGUCCAUCUUUGAAUUUGGACAGCACCAUUAACUUUUAAAAGGGGUGCUUACAAAAAAUAUACUGACUGGAUAGCGAAAAAUGCAGAUCGUGAUCAGACUGCAUGGAUGUGCAGGCUAAUCAUGGUCUACACUUGUCGCAAAGGCAGAAUCAGUUGAGACCAGUAUGAUAAGGGUUAAUUAGAACCAGCUACACAGGUUUAAGUAAAAACUGCUUAAUGAUUUAUUAUGCCAUUAUUUGAAACCGAUAUUACGCAGUAUGUAAAAAAUAAACAUGAUUGUGUGUGUAAAGGUUAGGAUUAAAAUACUAAACGCUAAUAAAUGUAUAAAAUUCUGUAUGAACAAAAAUUUUGUAUCACUAUCCGUAAUCAUGGUGUUGGAUCAGUGUAAGUUAAGCAGAAGCGGAUUGUACAGGCUUUGUGUUGUAGGGGAGGUAACUAUGUUAAUGGCGGCAGCCCUUGCUCCAAACAAGCAGGGCCUCCUCUGCCAUUCGCCAAUGUAACCAAAUGCUACAAGUUCAAAGAAUUGGCUACAAGUUUUUGAAAGUGGUUACAAGAAUUUUAUCAAAAUGUGGCCAAACUUCGGCAAUUCAGCUUCAGUUUGCAGUUCUUUUCUAAAAAAAAAUGGCUACAACUUCUGAGGCCCAGUGGAGGCCCUGCACAAGCCUCUUGUUCUGUUUAACUUGGAAGGGUCCAAAAGAAAACAAUUGAUACAUCCAUAUAGGGAAAUAUUGAUGAUUUAGUAAUAAAUACAUACAGGUAAAUUGUUUUAUUGUAUUGUAUGUAAAUGGUAUUCCUUACCAGCAUGAUAAAACAUUUACUACACUAAGGUUAAUAUACUUGCUGUGCAAGCUGGAAUAUUCAUACCACUUUUUAUGCCCCUGAAGGGAGGCAUAUUAGUUUUCAACUGUCCGUCCGUCCGUUCGUUCGUCACACAAUGUUAACUUUUUGCAUGAAGGCACUUUACUCGCGAACCACUGCACCCAGGACCUUGAAACUUCACAUGCUGAUAGUACUUAUUGAGUACACGACCCCUACUGACUUUGGGGUCACCAGGUCAUAGGUCAAGGUCACCAGGUCAAAGGUCAAAGCACUGCGGGUGGCAUUUGUCACCAUUAAUGACAGCUCUUGUUUUAAAGUUGAUAAGAAUUUUAGUGUAUAUAGAUGUGAACAACCACUUUUACAGAAAUAUAUAAUUGAGUUUUUGACUUAGUUAAGAUUAUCAUCGCUUGAUCUGAUCAUGGAUGAUACAUGUAUUUGCUUUUCUAAGACAUUAUAACACAUUUGUAGUGCCAUGGUUUUCAAAUUUCGGUGUCUUAAUUGUACUUAUGUUAUGGCAGUUUUUAAAUACAGGUUAGCAAAGGUAAUCUGACUUUUAUGUUAUGAAAAAUUAGUCAAUGAGUGUAAACUGAUUUCAUGUCUCUUAUAAUUCAUUUAUUGAAUGACCAAUAACAUGUUAGAUACAUUCGUUAUAUGUAUGCAUAAUUAUUGUGUGCAUUGUGAAAAUUGUAGCAUGUUUAUUUGAUUAGACUAGAAUAAAGACAUGUCAUAAUCUGUCAAUCUAAAUACUUGAAAGCUUCUUUUCAUAAAGGCACUCUCUCAUUCAUAGCAUAUUCUGUCAUUUAUUUCAAAUGAACUCUGAAGAAGUUUCUGAUUGUACACAAAGCAGAAUAGAACAUGAUAAAUGCAAAAUAUACAAUGUAUAUGAACUACAAUGGAAAACUUACCAGAUGGCAAUAUUUAAAAUCCAAUAUGUUUGAAUGGGAUACUAUAUGUGAUAGAUCUAAGACUUUUAAGUUAUUUCUAAACUGAUUUAUUGAUAACUUUAAUUAUUAUAUAGAAAUAAAAUGAAUUAAUUAUGAGCGCUUAACUUACAGUGUUUUUUCUAAAAGUUUGAAGCAUUGUUACGCUGCUAUUAAAAUCAUAUGUCAUUCAAAACGCUUAUUCAUUUUCAAAAGAUAUUUGAAUACGAAAAUAUGAAAAUCGUAAGCAUUUCAAAACUUUGAAUUUUUAAAAUCCAAAAAUGAACAAAAAAGUUAUUAAAAAUUAAAAAUUCCGACCCCAUGUAAAAUAUUUGUUUUGCCCACCACUAGAUAAACAGGUGUUGAUGCGUGAUGUCAGGGCGAUCUCUCCUAUUAGUAUAGGUUAUAGAUCAUUUAUUGAACUUCUAAUGCAAUUAAGUUUGCCGAAACGGAGCGCCUUCUUCAGUCUCUUGGAAUUCAUUGGCUAGUCUUAUCUUCACUCAUGAUGGAGAAGUACAUGUUUACUACAACUUUAUACAAGGUCAUUUUAGUGCCAACAGAACAGCGGUUGAUCCAGUGCUGGAAGAUUUUAAUUUAGUUAUCAUAAAUACAUAGUAGACAACUAAGUCUUAUGGAGUAGUUUGUGGAACACAAUUUUAUAUUCUUAUUCAAUGCAAAUAAAAUAUGCAGGUUUAACUCGUAAUGAUCUAUGUUACUACAAUUUAAGCAACUACAUGUAUAAAUAAAACAAGACAAAGUAGAAUCUAAGUGCAUCCUGGUUUAUUUUUAGCCCACCAUCAUCAGAUGGUGGGCUAUUAAAAUCACUCUGCGUCCGUGGUCCGUCCGUCCGUCAUUCCGUCCGUCCGUCCGUCCGUCCGUUAACAAUUUCUCGUUAUCGCAUCUCCUCAGAAACUACUGGGGGGAUUUUGACCAAACUUUGUCAGAAUGAUGUAUUGGUACCCUAGUUGUGUCCCCCUGAAAAUCAGACUGGUUCAACAAUUUAUGAGUGAGUUAUGGCCCUUUGUUUAUUUCUAUAAUUUAUAUAGAUUUAUAUAGGGAAAAACUUUGAAAACCUUCUUGUCCAAAACCACAGAGCCUAGGGCUUUGAUAUUUGGUAUGAAGCAUCAUCUAGUGGUCCUCUACCAAGAUGAUUCAAAUUAUUUCUCUGGGGUCAAAUAUGGCCCCGCCCUGGGGGUCACAUGGUUUAUAUAGACUUAUAUAGGGAAAAACUUUGAAAAUCUUCUUGUCCAAACCACAAAGCCUAGGGCUUUGAUACUUGUAAUGUAGCAUCAUCUAGUGGUUCUCUACCAAGUUUGUUCAAAUUAUCCUCCUAGGGUUAAAUAUGGCCCCGCCCCAGGGGGUCACAUGGUUCAUAUAGACUUAUAUAGGGAAAAGCUUUUAAAAUGUUCUUGUCAGUAACUACAACAUUCAAACUUGGACCACAUGUAUAUUUUUGAGUGGCAAGAUGAACCUUGACAUGAGUUGACCUUGAUUUUGACCUAGUGACCUACUUUCACAUUUCUGUAGCUACAGCCUUCAAAUUUGGACCACAUGCAUAAUUUUGUGCACUGGAAAAAACUUUGACCUUUAUUUUGACCUAGUGACCUACUUUCACAUUUUUGAAGGUACAGGCAUCAAAUUUGGACCAUAUGCAUAGUUUCAUGUUUCAAAAUGAAAUUUGACAUUGAUUUUGACCUAGUGACCUACUUUCACAUUUCUCAAGCUACAGCCUUCAAAUUUGGACUACAUGCAUAGGUUUGUGUACCGAAAAAAACUUUGACCUUGACAUUGACCUAGUGACCUACUUUCACAUUUUUGAAGGUACAGCCUUCAAAUUUGGACCACUUGCAGAGUUUUGUGUACUGAAAUGACCUUUGACCUUAAGAUUGACCUAGUGACCUACUUUCACAUUUUUAAGGUACAGGCUUCAAAUUUGGACCACAUGCAUAGUUUUGUAUACCGAAAUAAAAUUUGACCUUGAUUUUGACCUAGUGACCUACUUUUACAUUUCUCAAGCUACAGCCUUCAAAUUUGGACCACAUGCAUAGUUUUGUAUACCGAAACAAACUUUGACCUUUACAUUGACCUAGUGACCUACUUUCACAUUUUUGAAGGUACAGGCUUCAAAUUUGGACCACAUGCAGAGUUUUGUAUUCCGAAGUAAAAUUUGACCUGGAUUUUGACCUAGUGACCUACCUUUACAUUUCUCAAGCUACAGCCUUCAAAUUUUGACCACUUGCAUAGUUUCGUGUACCGAAAUGAACUUUGACCUUAAGAUUGACCUAGUGACCUACUUUCACAUUUCUGUAGCUACAGGCUUCAAAUUUAGGACCACAUGCAUAGUUUUGUGUACCGAAACAAACUUUGACCUUGACAUUGACCUAGUGACCUACUUUCACAUUUUUGAAGGUACAGGCUUCAAAUUUGGACCACAUGCAUAGAUUUGUGUUGUGUAAGGAAAUGAAAUUUGACCUUGAGCUAGUCAAUAAGUCUUGAAAUUUGGAACACUCAAAAAUGGCACAUUGGUGGGCGCCAAGAUCACUCUGUGAUCUCUUGUUAGACCAGUAGAGGUACUGAAAGGUGCAGAAAGGUCAAACUUGAACUAUGAAAGUACAGCUGCAUUAAAAUGAAACUAAAAACAUAAUUUGAUAUUUGAGCCGCGCCAUAAGAAAACCAACAUAGUGGGUUUGCGACCAGCAUGGAUCCAGACGUCUGGUCAGGAUCCAUGCUGUUCGCUUUCAAAGCCUACUGGAAUUAGAGAAACUGUUAGCAACAGCAUGGGUCCUGACCAGACUGCGCAGAUGUGCAGGCUGGUCUGGAUCCAUGCUGGUCGCAAACUCACUUCGUUGGUUUUCUCAUGGCACGGCUCAUUUAUCUAUUUGGUCUGUUUAUUACAUAGACACAUUUCUUGUAUGCAGUCCCUGCUUUGGUAAUUGCUCCGCCUCCUAGAAUGUGGGAAAUCCAUAGUAGGCGGAACAAUGAAUACUCAUUAAUUUUAAACUACUUCAUGAUUAAGUGGAUCAGAUUCUUCAGUUAUGAAACAAUAUGAAAAUAAGUUGAUUACUUUUUUGAAAAUCCCUCGCUUGUCAUUGGAUAAAAACGAUGUUUGAACUAUAAGUUUAAUAAGUGUAUCUAUAACCUAUUUAUAGUUUAAACAUCUCAUUUCAUUUAACUGACAGGUCAAAGAAACAAAAAGCUCUCUCUGAAGUAAACUAAACCAUGCCUCCUCAGUCUCUUGGAAUUCAUUGGCUAGUCUUAUCUUCACUAGAAGUACAUGUUUACUACAACUUUAUACAAGGUCAUUUUAGUGCCAUCCUUUAGCAAAACAGCUGGAAGAUUUUAAUUUAGUUUAUAUCAUAAAUACAUAGUAGACGACUAAGUCUUAUCAAGUAGUUUGUGGAACACAAUUUUAUAUUCUUAUUCUCAAUGGAAAUAUGAUAUGCAGGUUUAACUCUAAAUGAUCUAACAGUACAAUUAAAGCAACUACAUGUAUAAAUAAAACAAGACAAAGUAGAAUCUAUUUAAAGUGCACCCUGGUUUUUUUUUAGACCAGUAGAGGAAGUGAAAGGUGCAGAAAGGUCAAACUUGAACUAUGAAAGUACAGCUUGCAUUAAAAUGAAACUAAAAACAUAAUUUGAUAUUUGAGCCGCGCCAUGAGAAAACCAACAUGGUGGCUUUGCGACCAGCAUGGAUCCUGACCAGACUGAAUCUAUGCUGUUCACUUUCAAAGCCUACUGGAAUUAGAGAAACUGUUAGCGAACAGUAUGGAUCCUGACCAGACUGUGCGGAUGCACACUCUGGUCUGGAUCCAUGCUGGUCGCAAACCCACUAUGUUGGUUUUCACAUGGCAUGGCUCAUUUAUCUAUUUGGUCCGUUUAUUUAUAUAUAGACACAUUAUUUCUUGUAUGCAGUCCCAGCUUUGGUAAUUGCUCCACCUCCUAGAAUGUGGGAAAUCCAUAGUAGGCAGAACAAUGAAUACUCAUUAAUUUUGAACUACUUCAUGAUUAAGUGGAUCAGAUUCUUCAAUUAUGAAACAGUAUGAAAAUAAGUUUAUUACUUUUUUGAAAAUCCCUCUCUUGUCAUUGGAUAAAAACGAUGUUUGAACUAUAAUGUGUGAUAUUUAUACUGAAAACUGUCUAUUUCGUAUGUUUUUAGCAAUAAUGUGCUGGCAUUUUUUGGAUAAAAUUGUUUGUUGUCUUCAAUGUUGUAACAUGUAAAUUAAGAAAAAACUUUCAUUUUAAGGUUCAUAAAGUGUUUGGUACAAAAUAUGUAAAUGUUACAAAAAUACGAAAAGCUGUACGGUUGAACUUCUUCUCUCGGACUCGAUGGGAACGGCAGAAUUUGUUCUUAUGGUUUGAGUCAAAGAAAAUUAUACAUUCUAUAGGGAAUUUGCUGGGAUCUGAUGCUGAGUUCCAACAAAGUGUGGCAUUCGAACUAUCAGAGCUGGAGGCAAUGAAGUUCGACUGUAUUUACAACGUAGCAUUCCCUCUAAUAAGCUUCUCCUACUUUCUCCUAAUAAUUUGGUGCUAGAAAAUAAAUAUAUUGAAAUUAUUUUGAAGAAAAAUUAUUUUCUAGGCGUAAAACCAUGAAAUAGAAUUGUAAAUGAAAUGAGGUAACAGAUGACUUACCAUCAUCCUCGAAUGUUAAUGAAAUUUAUAUUUUGUAAUGUGAAAUGAUGCACUACUUUUUUUAAGUAACUCAUAUUAAAGCAGAAACGCUUCUGUAGUAAUAUAUUAUUUUUUUUGCUUAUGAAUGUUUUACAAGAUGUGUGACCUUAAUCUACAGUCAAACCUUUAAUGAGCAGUCAGCCAAGGGAUAGACACAAUGUGGCUGCUUAUUACAGGUAAUUGCUUAAUACAGGUAAUUGCUUAAUACAGUUGGUUGCUUUUGACAGGUGGCUGCUUAUGGCAGGUAAAAAUUGGAAUAACAUAUCAUUUUAGGAAGUUAACUGCCCGGCUGCAUAAGGCAAGUGAUUGUUAAAUAAAGGUCACAACUUAAAUAGGUUCAACUUUGUGUAUGUUAAGGCGGAUUAAUUUAUACUUUAAAUUAUGUUGUUGAUAUGCAAGAAAAAAAUGUAAUAAAAUUUAAUAUAUACUUCA
Mercenaria mercenaria is the source of this 7765-nucleotide messenger RNA. RefSeq names its product mitochondrial fission 1 protein-like. Gene Ontology annotation, biological process: mitochondrial fragmentation involved in apoptotic process; autophagy of mitochondrion; peroxisome fission. Bases 40 to 435 code for a protein of 131 amino acids. The record is from RefSeq and is a predicted model, not a curated record. Gene Ontology annotation, cellular component: peroxisomal membrane; mitochondrial outer membrane. The transcript is spliced from 4 exons. Lineage: Eukaryota; Metazoa; Mollusca; Bivalvia; Venerida; Veneridae. Gene Ontology annotation, molecular function: protein binding.